Clupea harengus (Atlantic herring) is the source of this 564-nucleotide messenger RNA. Its product is annotated as histone H3. Gene Ontology annotation, cellular component: nucleosome. The record is from RefSeq and is a predicted model, not a curated record. Lineage: Eukaryota; Metazoa; Chordata; Actinopteri; Clupeiformes; Clupeidae. Gene Ontology annotation, molecular function: protein heterodimerization activity; structural constituent of chromatin; DNA binding.
ACGAUGUCCAAUCAGCGGAGACAGGGGGCAGGCUGGGAUUUUAGGCCUUUAAAAAACCCGCUUCCCGCUUUAUGCUACACUUCAAACCGAAGAAUACUUAACCAUGGCAAGAACAAAGCAAACUGCUCGCAAAUCCACCGGAGGUAAAGCUCCGAGGAAGCAGCUCGCCACCAAGGCUGCGCGUAAAAGCGCACCAGCUACCGGUGGCGUGAAGAAGCCUCAUCGUUACAGGCCCGGUACCGUGGCUCUGAGAGAGAUCCGUCGUUACCAGAAGUCCACUGAGCUGCUGAUCCGCAAGCUGCCCUUCCAGCGUCUGGUCAGAGAGAUCGCUCAGGACUUCAAGACCGACCUGCGCUUCCAGAGUUCUGCCGUCAUGGCUCUUCAGGAGGCCAGUGAGGCUUACCUGGUCGGUCUGUUCGAGGACACCAACCUGUGCGCCAUCCACGCCAAGAGAGUCACCAUCAUGCCCAAGGACAUCCAGCUGGCCCGUCGCAUCCGUGGGGAGCGUGCUUAAGUUCAUUCUUCACUCCAGAAAUCUAAAGGCUCUUUUAAGAGCCGCCAAAC